CGGUCACUCCGCCCAGCGAGCCAGGCCCCCCCCCCCUCCUCCCCGGCUGCCACCCUCCCAACACCGCCACCACCACCAUCAUCACCGCCACCUCCGUCGCCUCAUCGCUAACGCUCAUCACCGCCAACACCAACACCGCCAACACCAACAUCACCCCCCCCACCACCCCCAUCACCGCAUCGUCGCCAUGGCCAGCACGAACAAGCCGGCCGCGGCGGCGCACGGGCCGUGCGUGCUGUGCUGCCAGGAGGUGGACGUGUUCGCGUUGGGCAAGUGUGACCACCCCGUGUGCUUCCUGUGCUCCACCAAGAUGCGGGUGCUCAGCGAGCAACCCUACUGCGCCGUGUGCCGCCUCGAGCUCGCAGAGGUGGUGUUCACGCACACGUUCGCCCCCUUCGCGUCCUUCGACACGAGCCGCAUGACUAUCGACCGGGAGCACGGCAUCUGCUUCGACUGCGAGGGCACGCGCGACAAGUACAGGAAGCUGCUGCUGCACGCUUGCCCGCGCUGCCCCGCGCUGCCGCCAUUCUCCACACUGCAGGAGCUGCAGAAGCACAUGAAGCAGCAGCACGAGCGCUUCCCGUGCGACCUCUGCCUGCGCCACCUCAAGAUCUUCUCAAGGGAGCGGCGCUGGUACACACGGAAGGAGUUGGCGCAUCACCGGCGCACGGGUGACCCCGACGACCGCUCGCACCGCGGCCACCCGCUCUGCCAGUUCUGCGACCAACGCUACCUUGACAACGACGAGCUGCUCAAGCACCUGCGGCGCGACCACUUCUACUGCCACUUCUGCGACGCCGAGGGCACCAACGAGUACUACAGCGACUACAAUUUCCUUCGGGAGCACUUCCGGGCGGAGCACUUCCUGUGCGAGGAAGGCCCCUGCCAGGGCCAGGAGUUCGUCAACGCCUUCCGCACCGACAUCGACCUGCGCGCCCACCGCGCCAGCGUGCACAGCCGCAACCGCGCCGAGGCCCGGCAGACACGGCAGCUGGAGCUGCAGUUCACGUGCCCGCUCCGCCGGCACCUCCGCAACGACGGUGUGGUGACAAAUGCAGACUUUGAAGACGUGGAGCGAGAUACGAGGAGCAGGGGUCCACCGCGACGACCGAGACCCAGGGAAAACCGGGACGAGGGCCGGGAGUUGGUGAUGGCGCUGCGGGAGUCGCUGGGUGCCCAGCUGCAACAUCAGCAGCAGCAGUCGGCUGUGGCGGCGGCAGCGGCAGCAGCUGCUGCAGGAAGUGGAGCGGAGCAGACAGCGAAACGAUACUCUCCUUCAGGCGACGGGGACAGUCCGGAGCGGGCGCAAAUGGAGGCCGAGGUGGGCACGAGGGUGGCAGUGACGGGCGACACGGCAGCCAAGCGGGUGGCGCUGGCGGCCGGUCAGACGGUGUCCAACGGGCCGCUCGCCCACGACGAGUUCCCAGCCCUGGGCGCUGUCACCACCUCUGCCAGCUCGGCGUCGGAGAGCGCGCACGCGCGUUCCAACAUGGCGGCCAAAAUGCACCAGUCUCACAUCCGGGUGUUUGAUGAGGAGUUCCCGAGCCUGACGGGUUCCACGCCGGCCUUCGUGCCGGGCUUCGCCGGGCAACCCUGCCGAACCUUCGCCCCCACGCAGUCUCAGCCACAGUCGAAGCCCCAGCUUAAGUCCAGGGAGGAAGAGUUCCCUAGCCUCACGAAACGGCAGAAGGGCCCGCCGCUGAGAACACAGGGCCCGCCGCCUCAGGGCCCGCCGGUGAGAACACAGGGCCCGCCGCCACAAGGCCCGCCGGUGAGAACACAGGGCCCGCCGCCUCAGGGCCCGCCGCCACAGGCCCAGCAGCCGAGGCCGCAGCCCAAGCUGGAACUGGAAGACUUCCCGAGCCUGACGAAGUUGGGCUCGGGACGCGCGCCACCACAGCGCAUGAAGCUGCAGGCCAAGGCUCGGGGGAACGCGAGGGUGGAGGAGGGAGAGGAGGAAGAGGAGGCGUUCCCGAGCCUGCAGUCGCUCCGCAAGGGAUUGCUGCCGACCCCGGACCCACAGAAACGACCACCCAAGCGGGAGGAGAGGACGGCCGGCAUCGCCGAGGACCGCGCGAGUGCCAAGGCGCUCAGGACUGGACCGAUCGGCUCGGCGCCGGUGCGGGAGACGGCCAGGUCACAGGCGCAAGCGGAGCCACAGAAACCACAGCAGAAGCCGGCGACCUUGAGCCGAGAAGACGAGCCCAGCACCCUGGCAUCGCUUGGGAAGGCGCUGGUCUCCAGGGCGCUGGCACCAACGCAAGCGCCGCAACAGCAGGAGCCUCGCAAGACUCCCCAGCCCAGUUCUUCCCAUGAGGAGCGUCCCUAUCUCUCAGGAGUCCAGAUUGGGUCCCGUCCACAAGCGCCGCUGGACGAGGACUUUCCGAGCCUGCCGACGCUGAGCCGGGCAGAGCACCGCAUCGGCGGGGGCUUGCCCGGCGGCGGGAGCGGCGGUGGCGGCGCAGCCCGGCAGUCCACGGUGGCCGCACGGGCGUUCAAGGAGGACGAUUUCCCAGUGCUCAUUGGGAAGGUCCCGACGCGGCCAGGUCUGGUGGGGGGGCGCCAGCAGCAGCGCGGCACAGGCGGCGCCUCCGCAUGGGGCAGCUCUGGUGUUACCACGGCCGCCAUCGCCGCCCCGGUUCCCCCGGCACCAUCGGACCAAACGUUAAAAUUGGAGCCGCCAUGCUUUCCCACUUCUUCUUCCGGCGCCGCCGCCGCGGCAAAUGUGGCCGCAAGCGCAAAGGGGGAGAAGAGCAGCAAAGUAGCCGCUCGCAAGAACCGGAGCGCGGCAAUCGCGGUGAUGAAGGGCCUGGACCGCGAUGACGACGACGAGGAGGAUGCCAGCCCUGCUGUGACCUCGCUGGAGUUCCGAUCGGCGCCCACGCUUUUCGACCUUUCGUCGCUACUCACCGCACCCAAGAUAUCGGGCAAGGGCGGCGGGAAGAAGCAACUGGGCGGGGAGCGGGCGGAUGAGAAGAGGGCCGCGACCACGACCGCGGCGGCUCCGGUGAGAGCAGCCACCGUCGGCGAAACUAAAGCGGUCGUGCCCGAGGCCCAGUCUGCCGCGGACGAGGCGUCGCGAGCAAAGGCCAAGCGGAACAAGGGCAAGGGGAAGGCCGGGGCGGGUACGGCGGCGGACGAGAAAGGGGCGGCCGGAAGCGAGAGGCGGAAGGUGGGAGCGGACGAUGCGAAGGACGCCGGCGGGAGGGCCGCAGAGGAGGCGGGGAGGAGCAGUGGCUCGGAGAGCGAUUGCUGGUGGGAGAAGGAGUGGGAAGAGCCAGCCUCCGGCGCUGACCAGACGAACGGCACCGAGCGGCGAACCCUGGCUAACGGCGUCCCUCGACCGCCCCCGGGCCUGGCCGCCCCUCCUGGCCCGCCGUCCCUGCUGCUGCCGCCGCCGGUGCAAGCAGUCAGUGGUUUCCUGAGCCUUGAAGAUGACUUUCCGGCGCUGACUGCACCUGCUGUGCCCCGCAAGCCACCGCCCGGUUUCGUUAAGUCUGGCCCUGUCGCCACCGCCGCCGCUGUGGUGAAGCAGCCCCCGCCCGGCCUGGGAGCACCGGCCACAGCUCCCCCAGGCUUUGGGGGGUCCCCAACGAGCAUCGCCCCCCCGGGCCUGGCCGCGGUGGUGGCCGUGGCCGUGCCGAAAGGGGCCCCGCCCGGGCUCGUGGCCGUGCCGGCCGCAUUCAGCGACUGCAGAGAGGGGGAGGUAGCUGGAGGUGGCGGCGCCGGCACUGGCUACAUAGCCCCGGAAAACUUUGUGCAGCGAAAUCGCUCCCUGAUCGAUCGCGUGCGCGGGAUCCUGGGGGAGGACGAAGACAAGUUCACCGACUUCAAGAAGCUCUCGGGCCAGUUCCGCCAGGGCUCGCUGUCAGCGAUAGACUACCACGCGCGCUGCGAGGCCCUGCUGGGCCCCGUAGGCCUCGGCGUCGUGCUGCCGGAGCUGCUGGUGCUGCUGCCCGACACGGAGAGGCAGCGGCAGCUCUUGGACGCCCAUGGGCAGAGGCGGCGGCGGCAGCAGCAGCAACCAGGUGCAGUCGGGGCGGCCCGGAAGAAGAAGGGGCAGGGGGCAAAAGUCGCGGACUCCGGGAGUGAGCUUGACUGCCGCUGCUGCCCAUCCUGCCAGCAGGUCGUCGGCCCUGCGGACUGGUCUUGGCACACGGCAAGGCACGGAGGGGAGGACGAGUUCCCAGCACUGCCAUCGGCUGCCCGCUCAACCCUCUAACUGUUUGUCACUCAACCCGGGCCCCUCCAGCCCCACCGGCUGUCCCAUGUGACUGCCCGUGCCAACGUUGCUGCGGGUACAGCCCUACAAUCGCGAACUGUACUGGAGUUGCUGGUGGAGGUGCUGUCACGGUAACCCCACGUCUCCACCCCCACAGUGUGCAGUUCCAUUAUAUUAAUUGGAGAAAGGGACAGGAAAAUGUAUAAUGCUGAACCGGUAAUUUGUUGCGAAGGCAGCAGUGCUCUUAUUUAUGCGCUCAAGGUAAAUAAAUAUAUUGGGAGAGCGAGGAAGGCCGAGCGAUAACGUUGGGUAGAGGCACGAAGUGGCGACUGCAGAGGGGCCGAGUUGGAGGGGCGGUCGCAUGUUUCCACGAAUGUUGCCAAUUAAGAUGCCUCGUUACAAGCCAAUAAGCCAACGACACAAUGCGACAAAAGUACAAAGCUCAGAGUUUAGCUUGCUGAGAAUCGCCACAGAAAGGUAUGUUAAAACAAGAACGGCAGAUUAAAUUUCUGUUAUUUAUUGUGCCCGACAAGAGGGUGCAACGUGGUGUUACAGGCACUCUUGCGCUUCUACAGAGCUUCAAGUAGCAGUGCAGGACGCCUUUUAUCAAGCAGCACUUCCCUGCUCCCCAUGGUGCCUCGCAGUGAUGAGGCAUUUCCGCGAGGGAUACACCCUCAAGACGUAGAUGUUACACCACCGGGCAGUGUAGUCGCUUACUUGAACAGGCUUUGGGGGGAGGGGUGGGGUGGCUGGUCGGUCUGAACAAGAGUCGGACAGUCAGACUCGCCUUACUGCUCAUGCCUUUGUCGCGAAUUUUUCCCAAAGUCAUUACCCAACUCGCCCAUGUGAUUUGGUGAGAAAAGAAUGGAAUUCUUUAUUUUACGUUUAUUUCUUUUGAGAUGCCACAUCCUCUGCCAGGUGAGAAUUUACAUCCUGCCCGGGAGGAGGGGCAAGGGUCAGGGUUCAAUGGUUAAGAGGCGAUGUCAGGAGUGUGUAAACACAGGGUGUUUAAAUUAAUGGCUUACUAUUUAAGAACAGCGUAAAAAAUACGGCCAUUGAAUAAAACCCAAAAAAAACUUUAUUCUUCAAUAAAUAAAAGACAAAUGACAAAAUAUUGGUUCUGAGUUAAAAUUGUUUUAGUUUUUUUCCUGCAAACCUGCAAAAUAAAAUCCGGUUUGUCCCAU
Messenger RNA from Lethenteron reissneri (Far Eastern brook lamprey), 5406 nucleotides. RefSeq names its product E3 ubiquitin-protein ligase ZNF598-like. Gene Ontology annotation, biological process: protein ubiquitination; rescue of stalled cytosolic ribosome. Gene Ontology annotation, molecular function: ubiquitin protein ligase activity; ribosome binding. NCBI's taxonomy places the organism in Eukaryota, Metazoa, Chordata, Hyperoartia, Petromyzontiformes, Petromyzontidae. The record is from RefSeq and is a predicted model, not a curated record.